AUGGCGGAAAUACACCGCCUGGAAGCCCUACAUAAACUAAACCCACAACCCUCCAUCCAAAUACAACUGACAGCAGCUAGAGAGCUCCUAAAACGAAUAACUGCAGAAGAUACAGCCAGAGCCCUAAUGUGGCUCAAGCAGAAGUACUAUGAAAAAAGCAAUAAAGCAGACUCGAUGCUCGCACGGAAACUGAAACACCGCAUCCAAUCGAAACAGAUUUUGCAGGUCCGCACACCAACCGGACAAACGAGUGACAUACCAGAACAGAUAGGACAAAUUUUCCAGACCUAUUACACUGACCUUUAA
This is a messenger RNA of Pelobates cultripes (western spadefoot toad), 306 nucleotides long. The record is from the annotation of a GenBank genome assembly. NCBI's taxonomy places the organism in Eukaryota, Metazoa, Chordata, Amphibia, Anura, Pelobatidae.